Molecule: messenger RNA, 4189 nt
Organism: Megalops cyprinoides (Indo-Pacific tarpon)
Lineage: Eukaryota; Metazoa; Chordata; Actinopteri; Elopiformes; Megalopidae
Product: F-BAR and double SH3 domains protein 2
Exons: 20
Coding region: 172-2451 (759 amino acids)
Biological process (GO): neuromuscular synaptic transmission; regulation of actin filament polymerization
Cellular component (GO): neuromuscular junction; recycling endosome
Molecular function (GO): protein binding
Source: RefSeq, a predicted model, not a curated record
UAGUCCCAGUGUGGAGUUUGUAUCAUGGCCGCCUGACUGAGAAGUUUUGCACAUAAGCUCUCUGUCUCUCUCUCGUCUUUUCCUCCUUUUAGGUGAAGCUUUUUAAAUCUUCUCUCGAGUUUGAAUUAACUUCUCUGCUACAGGAAUUAUCAUUCAUGUCAAAGCUCAAAUAUGCAGCCCCCGCCGAGGAAGGUCAAAGUGACUCAAGAGCUGAAGAACACUCACGCUGAACAGAUGACCAAACUCCACAUUAAGCAUCAGACAGAGUGUGACCUACUGGAAGACUUGAGGACAUACAGUCUGAAGAAGUCGGCCAUAGAGAAAGACUAUGCACAGGCUCUGCAGAAGUUGGCUAGUCAUUACUUAAAGAAAGAUUGGCCAGGCAUGCAAGCAGAAAACCACACCCACUCCAGGAAUGUAUAUGCCGUGUGGAGGUCUUACCUAGAGGGCACCGUGCAAGUGACCCAGUCUCGACUGAACAACUAUGAAAACUACAAAAACAAGAUUUCAGAUCCUGCAAAGAGCGCCAGGCUCUGCAAGGAGCAGCAGCUGAGGAAGUGCAUUGACCAGCUGACCUGUGUCCAGAUGGAGCUGCAGGACACAGUCAAAGAUCUGACCAAGUCCAGAAAAAAAUACCUGGAGGCUGAGCAGCUGGCCCAGGCCGUGAGGGAGAAGGCCGACAUUGAGGCCAAGUCCAAACCCAGUCUUUUUCAAUCACGAAUCAGCUUACAGAAAGCCAGCGUGAAGUUGAAAGCAAAGAGGAAUGAUUGCAACUCAAAAGCCACGCAUGCCAGAAAUGACUACCUUCUCACACUGGCAGCAGCCAACGCACACCAUGACCGCUACUAUCAGGCCGAUCUGAUCAACUGCAUCAAGGUCCUUGAUGGCAGCAUCUAUGAUCACUUUAAAGAUUAUUUGAUUUCAUUCUGCCGGACAGAACUUGAAAUGGUCCAAGCGGUUCAAAGCACGUUCCAGUCCCUCCUGGAGAAGUCUAACAGGGUCACACAGGACUUCAACCAGCAGGUCUUUAUGCAGGAAAAUCAGGUCUUCUGCAAACCCCCAGCCUUCCAGUUUCAGCCCAGUGACAGUGACACGAGCCGGAAGCUGCAGACGGAGACGGGGACCACAGAGGAGCACAGCCUGAAUAAGGAGGCCCGGAAGUGGGCCACGCGUGUGGCGCGGGAGCACAAGAACAUCAUCCACAGCCGGAGGACUCUGGAGGAGUGUGAGACGCAGGUGUCAGAACAGAGUCGUGGUGACCUGGAGCAGAGGGUGGAGGAGGCCAGGGAGAACAUUCGAAAGGCUGAGACUGUGAAGCUGAAGGCGGAGGCACGACUCGAUCUGUUGCGUCAAGAGGGCGUGUCAGUGGACACCUGGCUGAAGAGCGCCAUGAACCAGGUGAUGGAGGAGCUGGAGAAUGAGCGCUGGGCCUCCCUUCCAACCCUGACUACCCAUGAUCCUUCACUUUCUACCAUCUCUGACUAUGAGAGGGAGGAAGGCGAAGAGUUGGAGGACAACAUGGAGGCAUUCGAUGACAGCAGCUCCAGCCCCUCAGGCACUCUGGGGCGCAACUACCCCCUGACCUGCAGGGUGCUCUAUUCAUACAAGGCAUCCCAGUCAGAUGAGCUGACCAUCGAGGAGCAUGAGGUGCUAGACGUCAUUGAAGAUGGAGACAUGGAGGACUGGGUGAAGGCGAGGAACCAGGCAGGUCUCGUGGGCUACGUGCCAGAGAAGUACCUGCAGUUUCCCACGUCCAGUAGCCUCCUGAACAUGCUGCAAACCCUGGCCGCCCUGGACGCUCGAUCCCACACCUCCAGCAACUCCACCGAGCCUGAGCUGGCCUCGGGCAGCGUGAAUGGAGAUGCCAACAUAAGCUUUGUGAAGGCCUUGUACACCUACGAGGGCCAGACGAACGACGAGCUGUCCUUCCCUGAGGGAGCCAUCAUUCACGUGCUCAACAAAGACAACCAGGAGGACGACGGCUUCUGGGAGGGCGAGUUCAACGGGCGCGUGGGCGUCUUCCCCUCCGUGCUGGUGGAAGACCUGGUUGGGUCUGAGAAAGGAGACGAAAAGUGGGCUUCUGAAGCGGAGGUCUCGCCCUCACAGUGCCCACCGUCCCUCCUGCCCCCACCUCCACUGAACUCCCAGCCAGCCUGCAGCCCUCACAGCAGCCCGGACAGGAGCCCCAGGCCUCAGUGCAGUCCUCACACCACCCUGGACCGGACCCCCACAGCAUUCCCCACUGGUUCACCUUCUGUCAAUGGGGAGCACAUGACACCCCCAAGGCCAGCAAAAGGUCCCACCCACAAUCACAACAGCAGCCUGUCCCGGCUUCCCAGCUUCACCGCAGAUGGGAAACUCCGCCCAGUUCGUGCAGCACCCCCUCCCCCUAAACAGCAGCCUCGCAGGCAGGCAGAGAAGACUGAGGAGGUGGAGAUCACUCUGGUCUAAGAUGGCGGCCCUGGCGGUGCGCUGGCUAAACUGGUCCUGGCUCCUGGCCCUUUCCCAUGCGGGUUGACGGGAGCCUCAGAAGCACCUCCCUCCUGACUCCACAAUGAGGCCAGAAGAGGACGGGCAGAAUCUGGCUUGGAGUCACAAGUUUUUGGUGCCAUUCUUGCACAGCUCUCUCCUUAGAAGGGCAUUUGAAGCAUAGAAAUUCAACCCAGUGGAAGUGGAAGGAGGCUGAUAGAGUUGGGGAGAUUCCAGGCUUAGCAACAUGUAGUCGUGUCAUUCAUACUUAACGUGCAGUAGUACAGUAUAUUACUGUUUUCAUAGGAAUGUUCCAAAUAAAUAUUGGCACAAGACGUUUCAUAGUGGGUGUCAUGCAAAGUAAGUACUUUAUUUGAUACAUUACAGGCAGUGUGGACUUCUGUAGGUAAAAGGGAAUCGUACAGGCUAGCAUGAAUGGAGAGGAGGCUGGUUCCUCAUUGCAGGGUUUGCGCCAACCAGUAGUCUCAUAAGGGAAAAGUGGCAAUUUGAAAAUGAUAACUAUUACACAUAUAACUCUUUAUCAUUUGUUAGGACAAUGAUCUGUGUUACUACUAAUAUUUAAGCCCUCAAGAGAAAGAAAGAGGAGAUGUUUUUUGAGACUGGGCUGUAUGUGCAGUGUUCUCAUUUUAUUGGUUCAUGUAUGUCAGUAAUUUGAAUCUACUUUGUGUUAUUUUACAUUGAUCUCUUAUGUUUUAUGUGUAAACCUUUUUGAGGUUAAACUUUUUUAAGUACCCAGGCCUUUUGAACACGAUUGUUCAUAUGUAGUGUUUUUCAUGUGUUUCACAGCAUACAGUUGAGCAGCAGGUGUGAUCCUGAUUGAAAGGAUGCUGGACUAAUGUUCUCAUUACCUCCAGCUAAUGGCUGGCAACCAGACCAAUCCUUUGGGGGAGAACCAGUCAGUACACUAUGAAAAAUGCUCCAUUUACAGGAACCAUUCAGCAGAGUGUAUUGCAGUUCACAAUAAAGCAAUUCAACUUUUUAGCUUGGGACAUUGACAUUGAAAAACGUAUAUCCUGAUUGAAUGGUGAAUUGAAUUAAAUUCACUGAAUACAACUAACAUUUUUUCAGCACUUUUUUUAUUGUACUGUUAAAUGACCACCACAGCAUUGCUCUCUUGUUUGGCUGUUCCCUGUGGAUGCUUUUUCACAUGAUUCAUUGAAAUUGUGUGAUUUUGUUGUGUAUUCUGAAGAUGAACAACUUUCUGUGAUUGAGCAAGCCAGUUCUCAUCAUUUAUCCACCCUUGAAAAUAAAUAUAGACGAGGAUUUGGCUUCUACUAAAAGAGGGGUUGUACUUUUUGCAUACUCCUGUCGAAGUAGUUGGCCACUCAUGGUGGGGGGGAAGAGAAUUUCUAUAUGGUUUUGAGGAAUGUGGAUUAACACAAAUGAGACAUUUGUUGAUUUUGAAGGUAGUUCAUCAAAGGGAAAGAAACAUGAAUAUCUAUCUUGUUUUCUGUCUCUUGCUGAUCUCAUUGAGAUCUCUUAAAUUUUAUCAAACUUGUUUUUGAAGUUUACAGUUAAGAAAGCAUCCAUCAUUUCAGGCGCUUUUCUUGCCAGUAGCCCACUCGAUUCAUAUUGUCUAUGACCCAUUUAAAGUUCAUGCUCCCUUGAAACACAAUGCAUGCGUGUAUCUUUUAUGCUGUGUUUUAAUAUGAUCUUAAUGUGAUGCAGCGCUGCUAUAGACCCAGAACAACAGCCGGCC